This is a messenger RNA of Puccinia graminis f. sp. tritici CRL 75-36-700-3, 1146 nucleotides long. RefSeq lists its product as uncharacterized. The transcript is spliced from 4 exons. The coding region runs from base 1 to 1146 and encodes 381 amino acids. NCBI's taxonomy places the organism in Eukaryota, Fungi, Basidiomycota, Pucciniomycetes, Pucciniales, Pucciniaceae. The record is from RefSeq and is a predicted model, not a curated record.
AUGGAGGAAGCUCUUGCGAAUCAGCUGCAAUCUAGCCUCCUGCCUCUCCUGCAAGGCCAAAUGAACACUCUCUUCCAAGCACUAGACCCCGCUGGUUUACGAAAUCAACCAAGGCCAAAGCUUAGUCUCGUCUUGCAGACCCAAGCAGAACUCGAUGACAGCUUGGAUCAAAUCACAUAUCUCACUGCCACCUUAUGUCCAGACCUUGCAACUCAACCACAUCGAACGGAUGACCAUGGUCUUAAACGAUUCAAAUCCUGCAGACUCUACCGGCUGAAAGCCAACGUCGAAUUAGUGUUACCCUGGCGAAUGUGUGAAAUAUUUGAGGCGGCCGAUAAGCUCAUCCAAAAGAUGGAGCUUUCAUCAGCACCAUCCAUCCCCGGUUCGCCAGAGAUAGAGUCUCUUGAUAAAUCUUUACAUGUGGCCGUUUUGGGUGCCUUGGAUACGAUCAAGACAAUGGCCAACUGUUUACAAGCAUCUGAACUGGUGAUCGCUCAAGAUUUAUGGAAAAGUAGUAGACUUGCCAUAGAAAAUCAACUACAGUCUAUCAUUGAGAACCUCAAUCUGUCAAUGAUCAAUCGACUGAAUCUCGAACAAGCUUUGAAGGAAAAAUUCCUCGGUCAAUCAGUCAUUCAACUAGCCAAGUUAACAUUACCAAUCUUCAAACUAUCCAAGAUCUUCUUCAGCAAGGUAUCUAAGCGAGGUUUAGCUCAAGAACGACUGCCGAUUCACACGGAGAUCAGUUCGCAACAAGUCGACAUUCUAGCCGUAUCUGCUGAUCUUGUGGCCGAAGAUCUUCAGCAACUUAAGAUCCUUUUAGAGUCAGCUAAUCAACGUACCGGAGAGGCUACAAGUGCCAAAUUCAUCAAAAUAGCCAAAUCGCUUCAAACUGGCUUUGAGACCCCUUUGUUUCUGAUACUUAUGUACUUUAUCCCUUUGAUUCCUGAUACCGAUGGUCUUCAUCGUCAAAAAUAUUAUCAGAAUUGUUUUGUUCACAAGCACUCGGACACAAAAUCAGUGUUGUUUCAAUUUGAAAGACGUAGCUGGAACUGCAUGGAGUCUGAAUUAGGCCCCUUGACUUUCACUUGCACUUGGCAACAUCUGUGUUCCUUUCCUGUUGCCACAAAUGGAAAACUAAUUGAUUAA